Ostrinia furnacalis (Asian corn borer) is the source of this 2772-nucleotide messenger RNA. RefSeq names its product translocation protein Sec63 (gene Sec63). Gene Ontology annotation, biological process: post-translational protein targeting to endoplasmic reticulum membrane; SRP-dependent cotranslational protein targeting to membrane. The transcript is spliced from 10 exons. Gene Ontology annotation, molecular function: transmembrane protein transporter activity; RNA binding. Bases 67 to 2310 code for a protein of 747 amino acids. Gene Ontology annotation, cellular component: Sec62/Sec63 complex. NCBI's taxonomy places the organism in Eukaryota, Metazoa, Arthropoda, Insecta, Lepidoptera, Crambidae. The record is from RefSeq and is a predicted model, not a curated record.
AUCGCACUCGUGUAUCUGUGCGUGUCGUGAUUCUAAUGAUUUUCUUUUUUGUAUUGAAAAUUAAUAAUGGGUGGCCAAAAAUUUGAAUAUGAUGAAAGUGGAUCUACAUUCUUUUACUUCGUUCUCUCUUUCCUAGCCCUAAUACUGGUACCGGCGACGAUUUAUUAUUGGCCUAGGAAGAGGAAAGAAGAUCCUGCCAAACGUGCAGAAUUAUGUCAAUGUCCAAACUGUAUAAAGAAACAAAUAAUCAUAGAACAAUCACAACCCUACAAAGGGGUUAAAAAUUUCUUUAUAAAACUAGCAAUUAUAUCAGGAUGGGUUUUGCUUGGCUUUUUGGCGUAUAAAGUUUCACAAUUUGAUUAUGAGAUGUCCAAUUUUGAUCCCUAUGAGAUACUGGGCCUGCCACCUGGUGCUACUCAAGCCGAGAUAAAAAAAUCGUAUCGCAAACAAUCUCUAAUUCUUCAUCCAGAUAAAGAAACUGGUGAUGAAAAAGCCUUUAUGAAGCUUACCAAGGCAUACCAGGCUCUUACUGAUGAUGAGGCUCGAAGAAACUGGGAGAAAUAUGGAAACCCUGAUGGGCCUGGUGCCAUGAGCUUUGGUAUUGCUCUACCAAGCUGGAUUGUUGAGAAAGAGAACAGUGUGUGGGUUCUUGGGUUAUAUGCAUUAGUUUUUAUGGUUGCCCUUCCAACUGCGGUUGGUAUGUGGUGGUAUAGGUCAAUUAGAUUCUCAGGAGAGCAAGUUUUAUUAGAUACUACACAAAUGUAUUUCUAUUUUUGCCAUAAAACACCGUCAAUGCCUUUGAAGCGAGCUCUUAUGAUUCUGGCUGCGUCUUGUGAGUUUGAUAGAAGACAUAACUCUGAAGUUAUUGAGAGAAUUACUGAUAAUGAGGAAGUUCCAAUGCUGCUUCGUGAGCUGCCAAACUUAGGUGAGAAGAACAAAGAGCAGCCGCUGUGUCGUCCGUACAGUAUUAAAGCGCGGGCGUUGCUGCACGCGCACCUCUCUCGCAUGAAGCUGCCUCCCGACACGCUGGAGUGCGACCGCCGGUACAUAGUGGCGCGCUGCCCCGACCUCAUUGUGGAGAUGGUCAACUGCGUCAACCAGCUGAUCGCCCUCGCGUAUGCUAGGAGAAUACCUCGUUUACCAACAAUCGAAACCAUCGAGAACUGCAUGAAGCUCUCCCCAAUGAUCGUCCAAGCACUGUGGGAGUACAAAUCGCCUUUACUGCAACUACCGUACAUCACCGAGGACCACCUGAAGUACUUCACGAAUCGGAAGAAGCACAUCAAAUCGCUGCUGCAGCUAGCUCAGUUGCCAGGCGAAGAAAGGAGACAAGUUCUGCGGUUCCUCAACGAUAAGCAAUAUGAAGACCUGAUGAAAGCGCUGGGAAAUAUGCCUUAUAUUCAUUUCCAAAUUAACACAGAAGUAAUUGAUGACGAGAACUCUACUGUGGUAACGGCCGGCGCUAUAGUGACCGUCACCGUCUUUUUGAGACGAACCAAUAUGAGGGAACUGUUUGGCGACACCACGAUCAAGGAAAAGGAAACUAUCAAGGAAGACGAGGAGGGCGCCGGCGACAACGCCGAAAAGGAAAAAGGCGAGAACGACAAGAAUGAUAAAAAUGACAAAAACGAUAAGAAGGAGACAUACAAGAGGCCAGUAUGGAUGAAGCAGCAGACAAAGAAACACCCCCAGUCGAAGAAAGCUAAGAAGCCGGCCGCUAACAAACAGCAGCCGGCCAAGCCCAGCCAGACCGCCACGCCGCCCCCGCCCAGCGACGCCAAGAAAACUAAGGAGGGGAAGGAACAGAAAGAUCCGAAUCAACCAAAGAAAAAAGACGACGAUGCCGAAGAGUCGGACUUGGGCAGCUCGGACGAGUCCGGGACGCACAGCUCGGGGUCGGAAGACGAGUCACGCGACAAGUCGUCGGCCGCGGAGGAAGACGACGACGACCAGUGGGACAAGUUCCAGAAGCGGCUGCAGAAGCGCGAGCGCUUGGAAGGACGCUCCAAGAGCUCGCACCCUGUUCACUGCCCCUAUUAUCCUCAGGUAAAACAAGAGUACUGGUGGUGCUACAUCUGCGACCGCAAGUCGCACACGCUGCUGGCGGCGCCGGCGCACGUGACGGCGCUGGUGGACACGCACGAGCUGCAGCUGCGCUUCACGGCGCCGCGCUGGCCCGGCGUCUACACGCUCGCCUGCUGCCUGCGCUCCGGUGAGUGCUGCACUACACAGCUGUCCAACAAGAGUACUGGUGGUGCUACAUCUGCGACCGCAAGUCGCACACGCUGCUGGCGGCGCCGGCGCACGUGACGGCGCUGGUGGACACGCACGAGCUGCAGCUGCGCUUCACGGCGCCGCGCUGGCCCGGCGUCUACACGCUCGCCUGCUGCCUGCGCUCCGGUGAGUGCUGCACUACACAGCUGUCCAACAAGAGUACUGGUGGUGCUACAUCUGCGACCGCAAGUCGCACACGCUGCUGGCGGCGCCGGCGCACGUGACGGCGCUGGUGGACACGCACGAGCUGCAGCUGCGCUUCACGGCGCCGCGCUGGCCCGGCGUCUACACGCUCGCCUGCUGCCUGCGCUCCGGUGAGUGCUGCACUACACAGCUGUCCAACAAGAGUACUGGUGGUGCUACAUCUGCGACCGCAAGUCGCACACGCUGCUGGCGGCGCCGGCGCACGUGACGGCGCUGGUGGACACGCACGAGCUGCAGCUGCGCUUCACGGCGCCGCGCUGGCCCGGCGUCUACACGCUCGCCUGCUGCCUGCGC